Molecule: messenger RNA, 2376 nt
Organism: Ectocarpus siliculosus
Lineage: Eukaryota; Phaeophyceae; Ectocarpales; Ectocarpaceae
Source: the annotation of a GenBank genome assembly
AUGGACGAGGCCAGCGAAGAGGCUGCCAGUGGCGGGGAAGACGGCGGCGGCGGCGGCUGCCGCCCUUUCCCGCGCCCGCUGAACGGAGCAACGGCCGGGCUAAGAGGCAACCUGCACGGAGGCGGCAACACCAGCAUCAGCAACACGGGCUUUCCGCCGGCACCACCUGCAGCCAUCGCCACCGAUGCCCGUGCUGCUGGGGGUCAUCAAGGCACCAGCAGUGCAACAGCAGCAAUAAUGCCCAAGCCUCCCCGUAAGGGUCAGCGAGGCAUGCCUCUCAUGCAGUGGGUGUGGCCGGCCAACAGCGGCCUGGCGAGGGUGGGAUCGGAGUGGUUUCGGGGGGCAGGAUCGGGCGCGGACGGCGGCGGGACGGGCGGAAAGGACCAGCAGCAGCAGCAACAACAGCAGCAACAGCAGCAGGAGAAUCGCGUGAGACUACAGGGAAGGACCCAGAAAUCGUCUGUGGUUGUGGGGACGGUGUGCCAACCGGUGAGGCCGACAAGGCUGGAUCUGACGGCGAGUCAAGGGUACCCCACGUCCUCUCGAGUGAUCUACACGGCGAAGGGCGGGCACGCCAGCAGCACCCACGCCCACGCCAAGGGGGACGCCCUGACAUUGACGAUGGCGGCGGUGGCGGCAGCGGCGAAGAGCGCGAGCGCUCGGCCGUCGGCCCUCAAGCUGCCGUCGUCUCCGCACCCGGCCGACGACGCGUCGCCGUGGCUCGACAGCCUGGGCCGCAGCUUCGGCGGCGGCGGCGGCGGCGGGCGCAGCCGCGGGUACAGCGCCCACUCGGUCAGCGCCGCCGGCCUGCUGAGCCCCCGGUACCUCCAGUCCACGACCGUGUCGCAGGCGAAGGCGGUGGAGCCGUCCGGAAAGAAUCACCAUCGCGCGGAGCAAAAGCAACGCUCCUCAAGGCGUAGCAACGGCGGUGGCCAGAGCGACGUCGGAUUUGGCGCCUGCGGCGGGGGAUUUGGUGGAGGCAUGUUGGAGAGCCUGGGGGGCUUCCUGGGGAUCGGGAGGGGGGGCGACGGCACGCCUUGGGCGACCGGGGCGGUAGGCGGCGGCGGCGGCGGCGGCGGCGGCGGCGGCAGCGGGAAAGACGCGGCGGGGUGGGGGAAGAGCAAGAGGGCGGGGAGAAGUAACGCUGGGAAUAAUCAUGCGGCUCGUGGCAGCAGCAUCGGCCCCGUUGGGGAAGGAAAAAUCGGCAGCAACGUGUUUAGUCGACUACGAAACAGGUCCACGGACGGCACCCAUUCUCGGUAUGGCAACGUUAAGGUCAGAGCCCCAUCGAGCGGCGGCGGCGGCGGCGGCGGCGGUCGUCAAGGUCUCAAGCCGCCGCCGGAGGACGAGUACGCUCAGCGCUCGAGGGUGUUGUUGCGGAGAGACGAGCGCGAGGUCGUGACGAUGCACACGCCCGGCGUGUUGCGCCCGGAGGGUGUUAAGCUGCGCGUGGUGAAGGCGUCUGGGAGAACGCUAGAGGACACCAAGUUCCACAUGGAGAUACGCACGCUGAGACCAGGCCAGGUGUGGUCGGUAUGCCGGAGGUACAAGGACUUCCAGAGCCUGCACUCGUGCCUCCAGGCGACGUUCCCGGCCCUGGUGCUGCCGCGGUUACCCCGCCCCCCGACCGGCGGCGGGGGGAUGGCCCUGGAGCCGGCGACGCUGGAGAGGGCGAGGGCGGGUCUGCAGGCGUACGCGGCGGCGGUGGUGGGCAGCGUGCCCGCGGCAUGGGGCCUGGAGGAGCUGGUCAUGUUCCUGGACUCGGAGGAGAAGGGGAGGAGGCUCUUUUCGUCCAGGAAGAGGAAGAAGAAAGAGGCGACGCGAAGGAUUGUUGCGUUACCAUCACCUGCCGCCGAAAAGGAGGAGGAGGAGGAGGAGGAAGAGGAAGAGGAAGAAGAAGAGGAAGAAGAGGAGGAGGAGGAGGAGGAGGAGGAGUUCAAACCAGUCGCCAGAAAAGCGGCGGCCUUCCCACCCGACCUGGUGUCGCCGAAAGCGGGAACGCCCGGCGUUGGCUUCGGCCAGAAGUCCCUCCUGGACCUGAAAGUGGAGGAGAAGAAGCUGGCCCUGGCGGCCUUGGAGGGCGCGGCGGCUAACCACUUCGACGGCGUCGGUGCGGUGAUGAACGCGGCGGUUUCCUUCUCCGAAGACUCGGACGACGACGCCUCGCAGGAGUUCGGGGAGGAGAGCGACUUCAUCGACGGAGAGGACGCGAUCCGAGCCAUGCUGGACAGGGAUGCCGAUGAGGCAGAGGACGACAACCUCUUCAGCAUCCCCGCGGGCACCGACUUCGGCAUCCCGCUGGACGACGACGACGACGACGAUGACGACGACCAAGAUUGCAGUGCGGACGCCUUUGACAUCACGUACCACGGUUGA